Messenger RNA from Pestalotiopsis fici W106-1, 1677 nucleotides. RefSeq lists its product as uncharacterized. Lineage: Eukaryota; Fungi; Ascomycota; Sordariomycetes; Amphisphaeriales; Sporocadaceae. The record is from RefSeq and is a predicted model, not a curated record. Bases 1 to 1677 code for a protein of 558 amino acids. The transcript has a single exon.
AUGGUGUCUCUCAAGACGUACUGCACAUUUGCCUUGACGGCCUUUUCCGUCGCAUUGUCGGCGUGUACAAACUCGAGCACCUCGAUUGACGGGAAGCCAUUUCCGCCUCUGAUUGAGGCAAUGUUGGAGGAUUUGGUCUCUGGUCUCGAGUCGGGCUUGUUCACGAGCGUCGACCUCGUCAAUGCCUACACGGCCCGCAUUCUCGAGGUCAACUCGACGCUCAAAAUGGUCACCUACUUGAACCCGGAUGCGCUCUCCGUCGCCGCCGCGGCCGACGCGCUCCGGGCCCAGGGCACGAUUCUGGGGCCUCUGCACGGGAUUCCGCUCUUGAUCAAGAACAACAUUGCCACCAAUGACUCGCAGUCAAACACGGCGGGCUCGUACGCCCUACAUGGAGCCGAGGUGCCCACGGACAGCACGGUUGCUGCAAAGCUGCGCCAGGCCGGAGCCAUCUUGUUGGGCAAGGCCAAUCUGUCCCAGUGGGCCAAUUGGCGUAGUGACAACACCAGCAACGGGUGGACGGCCGACGGCGGCCAGACGGAAGCAGCCUACUAUCCAGGUCAAGAUCCCUCCGGGUCCAGCUCGGGCAGUGGCGUGUCCAGCUCACUCGGGCUGGCGCUCGCGGCUCUGGGCACCGAGACUGACGGAUCCAUCGUCUCCCCAUCGGAUGUCAACAAUCUCGUGGGCAUCAAGCCCAGCGUCGGCCUCACGUCUCGGUAUCUCGUGAUCCCCAUCUCGGAACACCAGGACACUGUCGGCCCCAUGGCCAGGAGCGUCAAGGACGCCGCCUACAUCCUUUCCGCCAUUGCCGGCAAGGACCCAAAUGACAACUACACCAGCGCCAUUCCCUUUGACACGAUUCCCGACUACGCUGCGGCCUGCGACUACUUUGCGCUGCAGGGGAAGCGCAUCGGCAUCCCCCGAAACGUCUUUGACAUCACCGGUGCCGAGGAGCAGUAUGGAGCCGUGAUCGCCGCCUUCAACGCCUCGCUGGACGUGUUUCGCGAGGCCGGUACCGAGAUUGUCGACGACAUCUUUCUCGAGGGCUGGGAGGCGCUCGCAACGUCGGAUUAUGAAUUGAAUGUCCUCAAGGCGGAUUUCAUCGUCAACCUGGCCACUUACUUGGCCGACCUGACGGUCAACCCGAAUAAUGUGACCAACUUGCAGGAGCUCCAGGACUUUACCCAGUCAUUCCCCGCCGAGGACUGGCCAGAGCGCGACACCGAGAUAUGGCAGUCGGCGCUGGACCUCGGCUACGACAACACGAGCCCAGAGUUCUGGUCCAAUUACACGGCCCAGCUGUACUACGGCGGUCUGCUGGGCCUCACCGGCGCGCUGACCAAUUAUUCGCUCGACGCGCUGAUUCUGCCCACGACGUUUGCCUCGACGCUGGCCGCCGUCAUUGGCUCGCCCAUUGUUACGGUGCCCCUCGGCCGAUACCCCAACAACCAGACGGUGAUCCCCAACAGCUUUGGCAACCUCAAUGCCACGGCGCCCAACGUGCCCUUUGGCAUUUCUUUUCUCGCCGAGCGCUUCAGCGAGGAGAAGCUGAUUGGGCUCGCCUACGCCUUUGAGCAGCGGACUCUAGUAAGGAACACCAUCAAGCCUUACCUGGAGCCCACGACGGAGCUCGUUGACAUUGUCGGGAAGAGGAAGAGACUUGCCAGGAUGAUGUGA